Molecule: messenger RNA, 1425 nt
Organism: Menidia menidia (Atlantic silverside)
Lineage: Eukaryota; Metazoa; Chordata; Actinopteri; Atheriniformes; Atherinopsidae
Source: the annotation of a GenBank genome assembly
AUGGCCGCCACGCAACCUUUGCCCCGUCGCUUUUCCCUCCUCCUCUUGUCCCUCCUCGCGUCCGGCCCGGUCCUGGCCCAGGACGCGUCGGUGGCCAGCGUGACGGCGGGCGAGGGCGACUCGUACGUGGUCCCCACCAUGCUCACCAACCGGACGUCCGGCGGCUACGAGGAGGCCACUCGGAGCAGCCCCCCGGAGACGGGGCUGUCCACCCCCAACAGCGGCGGGGACGCCGACGACGAGGACUCCCCGCCGUCCGGCGGCACGCGCUGCCAGGGCUACUACGACGUGAUGGGCCAGUGGGACCCGCCGUUCAACUGCAACGCCGGCGUGUUCCUGUACUGCUGCGGCACGUGCUUCUACCGCUUCUGCUGCCAGUUCCGCCAGCAGAGGCUGGACCAGAACAUCUGCUCCAACUACGACUCGCCCAUCUGGGCCAACACGGGCAAGCCCGUGGCCACCAUCACCGAGGGCCAGGGGGACCAGAACCGGGACCGCACGCACCUCAUCGUCUACAUCAUCUGCGGCGUGGUCGCCGUCAUGGUGCUGGUGGGCAUCUUCACCAAACUGGCUGUGGAGAAGACCCGUGGAGGAAGCAGCGGAGGAGGAGGAGGAGGAGGAGUCCCUCAGACGGACCUCAACACCAGGACGUUGACAGAUCUGCUGAAGCAGCAGGGAGGUGAGGUGAGCACCAUAGAGAACGCCACGACCGGUUCGCCAAACGGCAGAGCCAAUGGCAUCUCAGCCAGGAUGCUGCGCAGCAGGAGUGAACAGUACCAGCUAAAUAACUCCGCUUUUGGACCGUUUGGACAGGGGCUUCCACACCCGCAAAGUAACCACAGCAUGUUGGGGCUGAACAAAUAUACCUCACUGAAAGCUGUCGCGGAAACGGCCUCCCGUGGCUACUACAAGAGUUUUCCCAUCAUGGACUUCUCCCAUUACCAGCCUGUUGCCCCCCCUGCCUUUCAGCCGAUGCAGCCCAAAGAGAAGUCGUACAUCCACCAGCCCCUGCCGGUGCACCAUGACAUGCACGCCCCCCUCUCCAUCUCCAUCCCCCCCCACCACCUCGAGUACUCGCGUCUCCCCAAGACGACCACGUACCCGUCCCUCUCCAGCUCGGCCUUCAAGUCCUGGGAGCCGUCCGGGCGCCACGUCCACCGCCAGACCUCCGCCCCAGGACACAGCUCCUCCUCUUCCUCGCACGGCUCCGCCAGGAGGCACGGCUACUCGACGCGGAGGCAGCAGAGCAUCGAGAACAUGACGGACGUGUUCAAUCCGCCCUACGGGGGGGUGUACGGGGGAGCCGGAGGGGGAACGGGGCAGAUGCAGCUCGUCCAUGGGCAACAUGCGUCUCAGCAUCCCUAUUACCAUCACACCAGGCAGAAGAGCUACUCCACCCACAGCGCGACUGAGGUUACGGUCUGA